GUUCAAUGCGUUGGUUCGAUGACAAAACAUGUGACAUUUUAAACAUAUCUCUAUCAGUCAAACCAGUUUGAUUAGGCGAAAGCAACAACAAUCAGCGACAUGGAGAAAAUUACCACGGAAAUACUUCGCAAAGAAAUUCACGAAAUACUUAAGGAUGCUGAUCUUACGGAUAUGUCCUCGAAAAAAGUGCGCACUCAAAUCGAACAGAAGCUCAACUGCGAUCUGCUGAGCCGUAAAAAGGAAAUCGACAAUAUGGUCAUGGAUUAUGUCAAUUCGAAAGCAAAUAGUGACGAGGACAGCGACGCCGACAGUGACGAAUCAGCAGACGAUCCGAAGCCGGUCAAACGACCAGCACCCGCUAAAAGUAAUUCCACUGCCAAGAAGCAAAAAGUCGACUCCGAUGACGGCGCAUCCAAGGAUGACGAUUCGGACGAUGACUUUAAAUCAUCACGAAGACAGUCCUCUCGAGGUGGUAAAAAGAAGGCAUCGGAAAAGAGUACAAAGAAACCGCGCGUCAAAAAGGAUGGCGAGAAACGUAAAGGUGGUGGAUACACACGUCCGUUGAAGUUGUCGCCGGCAUUGAGUGCAUUGUUGGGUACGGAAGCAGCACCGCGACACGAGGUCGUGGCAAAAGUUUGGGCCAUAAUUAAAGAACGAAAUCUCUACGAUCCGAAAAAUCGACAGUAUGCGAUUUGUGACACAGAACUGCGAAAGGUGAUGGGAAUUAAACGUUUCCGAACGUUUGGUAUGUUAAAAUAUCUGAAAAAUCAUUUUUUGGAAUAAAAUUUCAAAUGCACAGAUGUAUCAACUGUUGCAAGUAAGUUAA
Bradysia coprophila is the source of this 826-nucleotide messenger RNA. It is a transcript of the gene Non2, whose product is annotated as upstream activation factor subunit spp27 homolog Non2. Lineage: Eukaryota; Metazoa; Arthropoda; Insecta; Diptera; Sciaridae. The record is from RefSeq and is a predicted model, not a curated record.